UUCCUGUUGUGCUUUUAUUUAUUUAUUUUUCAUGGUGAAAAUGAGCUUCCAUCAGGACCCAGUUCUGGUACCAUCCUGUUAUACCAGAACUGGGUCCAGCUCAGAACCAGAACCAGAACUACUGAGACAGAGCGGCCCAUUAAUAUUAUGAUGAUGAUGAUGUUGUGGUGAAGACACGUGAUCCUUGCGGUCCUUCGGGUCUGACGUCACCCCCCCUCUGAGUCCAUCAUGGAGUGAGGAGGAGGAGGAGAUGGGGAUCGUGCGGUGCCUUCCUCCCCGACACCAGAACCUCCUGCUCGGUCUCAGCGUUCCCGGCCCGGUCCGGAGGAGGCGGCGGGGCUGAAGGAGGAGGACGAUCCGAUGGGAGGAGGAGGAGGAGGAGGAGGAAGAGGAGAAGGAGGAGGAGGAGGAGGCAGAACCGCAUCCGCCGCUCGCUGCGGAACCAUGAAGACGCCGCACCGCGCGGCGGCCGCGGCAGCUCGACCCAAGCGGAGCUGAACCGGAGAAGAUGAACGAGGAGCCGCGGCCCGACGAUGACAGCUACAUCGUGCGGGUCACGGCGGUGGUGAUGACCCGGGACGAGUCCAGCGGCGGCUGGCUGGCGCUGGACGGCUGCCUGAGCCGGGUCGGGGUCUGCCGGCUGCGACCCGACGGGCUGCAGGGCCGGAACAGCUUCCUGAUCCACGGGGAGCGCCUCAAGGACCGGCAGGUGAUUCUGGAUUGUUUCUUAAAGAAAGACCUGGCCUACACAAAGGCCACGCCCACCUUCCACCACUGGCAGGUGGACAAUAAGAAGUGCGGCCUGACCUUCCAGUGUUCGUCCGACGCCCGCGCCUUCGACCGCGGCGUGAGGCGAGCGCUGGAGGACCUGGCAGAAGGUUCCACCACGUCUUCAUCGACGCUGCAGAACGAAGCCGAGCUCGGGGACGACGACGUCUUCACGACGGCCACCGACAGCUCGUCCAACUCGUCUCAGAGGAGAGAGCCCGCCAUGCACGCGGCGCCGGCUCACUUCUGCGAGCCGCGCCGGCACCACUGCAUCCUGGGACAUUUCUAUGAGCACCACCGGCCCUCGGACCACUACUUCCUGGACCCGGCGGUCCACAUCUUUCCUCGUCACGCCAGCUUCCCUCUGGAGGAGGAGGACAUCGUUCGCUUCAGCCCCCGUGAGCGCAGCUGGCUCACCGGCUACGAGGACUACCGUCACGCCAACGCCACGCGAGACAAGCUCCCGCAGCCGCGCAACCCGGACACCUGCGUGCAUUUCACCAAGAGCGACGCGCCGAAACGCGACUACACGUACCCGUACCCGCUGAGCUGCGGCGUGCAGCGGGGCUUCGACAGCAAGCCGGGCCGCCUCGAGGCGGGCGGCGGCCGCAGGGCGGUGGUGACGCUGCAGCCGCGGCCUCCGGCGUCCAAAGGGAAGUGUCACAUGGAGGACGGGGAGCGGCUCCGCUGCGUCUACUGUCAGGACAUGUUCAACCACGAGGACAACGGGCGGGGCCAGUGCCAGGAGGCGCCGGACCCCAUCCAGACCUGCAUCCGCCGGGUCAGCUUCAUGUGGUGCGCCGACAGCCUGCUGUACCACUGCAUGUCCGACCCGGAGGGCGACUACUCGGACCCCUGCUCCUGCGACACCAGCGACGAGCGCUUCUGCCUGCGCUGGACGGCGCUGGUCGGCCUGUCGCUGCUGGCGCCCUGCAUGUGUUGCUACGCCCCCCUGAGGGCGUGCCACCGCUGCGGCGUGGCCUGCCGCUGCUGCGGCGGCAAGCACAGGGCCGUGGGCUGAGCCGCGCAGGCCCCGCCCACUCCACAGAGACCGUCACCGCUGUUCUUUCUGUUGUUGAUGUGGUUCAUCUGUAGAAGGAAGUGAAACUUCGUGUCAACCGUUGUGCUUUUUCUGUCACUCUGAGGACCAAAUGAAGAAAAUGUCUCCAUGAAAGUUUGGAUAUUUGGAGGCGCCAGGUUCACCUGGAGAACGUCCAGCAGGAUUCCUGCAGUGACUACUUAUUCAAGCUGCUGCUGAUCGGUGACUCCGGUGUCGGGAAGUCCUGUCUCCUGUUGCGGUUUGCA
This is a messenger RNA of Xiphophorus hellerii (green swordtail), 2073 nucleotides long. It is a transcript of the gene spred2a, whose product is annotated as sprouty related EVH1 domain containing 2a. Gene Ontology annotation, biological process: multicellular organism development; negative regulation of MAPK cascade. The transcript has 7 exons. The record is from RefSeq and is a predicted model, not a curated record. NCBI's taxonomy places the organism in Eukaryota, Metazoa, Chordata, Actinopteri, Cyprinodontiformes, Poeciliidae. The coding region runs from base 509 to 1789 and encodes 426 amino acids. Gene Ontology annotation, molecular function: protein kinase binding. Gene Ontology annotation, cellular component: membrane.